Molecule: messenger RNA, 579 nt
Organism: Pichia membranifaciens NRRL Y-2026
Lineage: Eukaryota; Fungi; Ascomycota; Pichiomycetes; Pichiales; Pichiaceae
Exons: 1
Coding region: 1-579 (192 amino acids)
Biological process (GO): translational elongation
Cellular component (GO): nucleus; cytoplasm
Source: RefSeq, a predicted model, not a curated record
AUGACAUUCGGAACACUUUAUUAUCACCCUGAUUAUGCCAGAAGCAAUUGGCUUGUGGCGUUGGGCGACUAUCUAGGUCUAACAAUCGAGGGAAAGGUAGCAGCUGAUUCUACAGAAUUUCCCGAGUCAUUUCCAUUGAAAAGGACCCCUGCAUUUAUCUCAUCGGAUGGAUUCAAAUUGACCGAAUCAUUGGCCAUUGCUUUCUAUAUCGUCAACAGCUCUUCGAAACCAGAAAUUGCUGGCAAGACGGUUCAAGAGCAGGCAAACAAUUGGAGAUGGUAUUCAUAUUUAACUUCUGACAUGGUCAAUCAUGUUGGCUCUAUUUACUUUGCCAAAACUGAAGAAGAGAAAGCUUCUGCUGUUGAAACCAUGAAUAAAAAUCUCGAAUAUAUUGAUAACAGAUUAUCAGACUUCAAGUUUUUAGUAGGUGAUACGAUUUUAGUUUGCGACAUUUUCGCACGGAGCUACUUCAGAAUGCUCCAACACUUUAAAGUUGACUUCAGCAAUUAUAAAAACAUUGAAAAUUAUGUCAGUGUUGUAGCCAAGCAUCCUAUAUUCUCUGAAACAAAGCAUGAAUGA